CUGGCCCUGAAGGCAGCGUCAUUAAUGUCACGUUGUUUGAAGAAAAGUUAAAGAUUAAAAAAAAAAGAAAAAAGAAACAUUUGACCUUUGAACUGAUGGGGGCAGCAGUGAGUGAACACCUGGAGCCGGUCACAGAGUUAAAACAUGAAAGAUUCAGAUUUUAUUUAGUGAAAUUAGUCUCACCACACGGGGCAGCAGUGGACAGUCCUGGUUCCUGUGUCCUACAACGUAAAAAGACUGGGUUUGUUUUGGGUUGGACUGUAAAACGUGUAUGUGUGUGUGUGUGUGUGCGUGUGUGUGUGUGUGUGAAUCUUUGGCCUCAGGGUCACAUUUUAACAACUCUUAUUCAAACUAUCACACACUCCAAUCUCAAUGAACACACACACACACACACACACACACACAUACACAUACUGUAAAUGUGGAGACAAGGCCAACAGCCAAUCAGCUCCUUGGUGGGUGUGUCCUGACGGUAUAAGAGUGUCAGGUGAGCAGCAGUUGCAGCAGGUGGACUCAGGACAGGUGUGUGUGUGCGUGUCUCCUUGUCUCCUUGUCUCCGUGUCUCCGUGUCUUCUUACUCACAUGGCGUCCUUCGUCCCAGACCUGGGUCUGUCUACUGCCCCCUGUGGACCUCCUCUGUCCCUGCAGGACCUGCAGUCCUUGGGUCUGGACCCGUCCGACUUCAGCCUCUACAGUCCUGCGGCUCCUCCAGAGUCCACUUCAUCCUCCGCGCCGUGGACACUGGCGUCCACCGAUGGCGGCGCUGCAGGCUCCGCCCACUGCUCCUCCUCCUCCUCCUCGUCCUCGUCCUCUGGACCCUUCCCGCCGCCAUCGGCGUUCUUUCCACCUCAGCUCUACGCCAGCCUCCAACACGCCGCCGCCGCCGCCGCCGCCGCCGGGAACCCUUGGCUUUCCUUCUGCGCGCCGGAGCACGUGCUGCGUCAGGUCCGACCGCCGUACUCCUACUCUGCCCUAAUCGCCAUGGCGAUCCAGAAUUCCCCUGAGCAGCGGCUGACGCUCAGCCAGAUCUACCAGCACAUCUCUGAGAACUUCCCCUUCUACAGCUGCAACAAGGCGGGCUGGCAGAACUCCAUCCGCCACAACCUGUCGCUCAACGACUGCUUCCAGAAGGUUCCACGGAACGACAACGACCCAGGCAAAGGAAACUACUGGACCCUGGACCCUCACUGUGAGAAGAUGUUCGACAACGGAAACUUCCGCCGGAAGAGGAAGAGAAAGUCCGAAAACAACGGCAGCAGCAACAAAAAACUCUCCCCCUCCUCUGACUCCCCCUCCUCUGACUCCCCCUCCUCUGACUCCCCCUCCUUGUCCAGCCCUAAGGAUCUCCACGCAGAGCUUCCGUCUCCCUCUGACUCCUCUUCCUCCUCCUGCUCCUCCUCUGAUUUCCACAGCUUCCCGUAUCACCUCCAGGACUUUUCCUCCUCCUCCUCCUCGUCUCCUUCUUUAUCUCCUUCUCAGGGUUUUCUUCCCUCCUUCUGCACCUCCUCCUUUUCCUCCUCUGCGCUCCAUCACUCCUUCUCUCCUGCACCUCCUGUUUUCUCCGCUGCGCCGUCACUCGCUCCUCCUUCUGCACCCAUCCUUUUUUCCUCGGCCUCCUCUCACUUCAGUCCUCCUCCCCCCCUGUGUGACUCCCUGGUCAACUCCCCGCCGCUCUACACCGACCUGCAGGUGGCAGCGAGCGUGGGGCUCCAGCAGGAGGAGCAGCAGGAGUUCCAAGUGCAGUGUGAGCCCCUGUUCUCAGGAGGCUUCAGUGACGUUCUGCACCUCCAACAUCUGCUCCUCCAACAGUGAAGAAAACCUCGUUGUGUUUACACUGUAAAAAAAUGAUGUAUUUAUGUUUUUUUUAAAUAUAUAUUUGAAUUAUUUUAUUUUUAAUUGAAUUGUGGUGAAUGGUUUUUGAUCUAUAAAUAUC
Molecule: messenger RNA, 1933 nt
Organism: Cynoglossus semilaevis (tongue sole)
Lineage: Eukaryota; Metazoa; Chordata; Actinopteri; Pleuronectiformes; Cynoglossidae
Product: forkhead box protein I2-like
Exons: 3
Coding region: 373-1812 (479 amino acids)
Biological process (GO): regulation of transcription by RNA polymerase II; anatomical structure morphogenesis; cell differentiation
Molecular function (GO): DNA-binding transcription factor activity, RNA polymerase II-specific; RNA polymerase II cis-regulatory region sequence-specific DNA binding
Source: RefSeq, a predicted model, not a curated record